AAAUCAAGGAAUUGUGGCGAAAGAAACACAUUUACGAAAAUAAAUGUGUUCGCUUUAUAUAAUCUUAUAUAACAGAAAGUGAAAGUAGCUAGGGAAGAUGUCCUUUUGCGGAUGGUUUUCUGGUGAAAAGUAUAGAGAUCAUUUUGACAGAGGAGUUUAUGCAUGUGCAAAGUGUAACAACCAUUUAUUUAGCAGUGUAUCAAAAUAUGAACAUUCCUCACCAUGGCCAGCCUUCAACAAACUGAUCAGGGAAGAUUCUGUACAGAGAAUUACAGAAUCAAAAACAGCCAUAAAGAUAUUAUGUGGUAAAUGUGGUAAUGGUCUUGGACAUGAAUUCCUUGGUGAUGGACCUAAACAGGGACAUAAUCGUUACUGAAUAUUCAGUGAGUCUCUCGUCUUCAUUUCACAUGACAAGAUGAGAGACACGCCUGUAACUGAAUCCUAAGAAGAUCAUAUUAUUCCGAAGCUAGCUCAAAACCAAGAUGUUAUCAUUCCAUUAUAUAAAAAGAUUUUUGCCUAUUGUAUUAGAAAAGAUGAGUUUAACUUGGUAUUAUGAUUAUAAUAUAACAUUGCAUCUCCACAGCAAUUGUACACAUAUAUAUGUUUUAUUUUAUAUGUGAACUUCAGAGAGAUCAUUUCAAAUUAUGAAUUUCCAUACUAAUUUUAUUAUAUUUAUUUAUUGAUGAUGUGGUUAGUGAAUUCCAGUUUCUAGCAUUUGUAUAACAUUUUUCUUGUGGGAGAAAUUUUAUUGGAUGUGCUUCCAUAGCAACCAAAGAUGUAUAAUUUCUGUUUUGAAUUUUCCGUGAAGCGUUCAGUAUUUUUGUGUUUUUAAUUUUUAUCUGGAGAUUAUUAGUUUUGGGUAUUAUUUUGACUGAAGUUUUAAUAACAAUACUGUGAGCUAUUUAGACACUAUGUUUUUGCAGUAGUAAGAAAAUAAUAUAUGAUUUUGGCAAGUUUAUUAUUGUAUUUAAAAUAUUAAAUAUAAACUUUUCCACUUGUUUGAAUAUAAACAUAUUUUCGUUGACCUUUUAUUGAUGGUUAGUGAUAUGUUUUGUCAUGAGUGAUACAUAUAGAGAUUAAUAUUAUCCUGUUAAUCGUAAAUGAUAAUAUAUAUGAAUUACAAAACUCUAUUUUAGACAUAUCAUUGUUCUUGAUAAUUGAAAAACAAACAUAAUUUUUGUAUGAUAAAACUACUGCUCUUUACUCUGUUUUAAAAUGAGUAACCUUACUCUAUUUAUGGAUGACCUUUACUUUGUUUAUGAAUGACCUUUACUAUGACCUUUUGAUUUUGAGCUAGCCUAGGUAGGCGUUACACUACUGAUGGAUCAAGUUGUUUUAGUAAAUGAAGUAUAUAUGAAGUUGUCAGGCCACAGUCCACAUGGAAAAGCUAGACAAUGGAAACUUUCGCUCUUUUACUGAUCCUUCUAGAACCUUCAUAUGCUGUGUUGCCAAAAAAACACUUUUUUCAUUUGAUUUGAUUAUAAUCUUUGCAUAUUUUGUUACCAAAGAAACCCUUAUUGUACUCAUUUGACUAUAAUCUUGGUAUGUUCUUUUCCACAAAUUUUGCCUCGUCUGACUUGAUUAUUAUCUUGUCUUGGUUGUUAUGCCAAUUUUUUUUUUAAAUUUUGCAGAAAUUUUUGUACCCACAAGCCUUCUUAAAUGUUUUGUUUAUGCAAUAUAUAUAUAUAUAUAUAUCUGUGUUAAGCAUAUUAAUUGGAGAAAAUAUUUUAAUGAUUUAUGUAUUUAAGUGUUUUUAUUUUAUUUAUAGUUUUCUGUUGACAUAAAUGACAUGGCAUUGUAAACUUUUUUUUGGAUUUUUCAAGUGUUUGUGUUGAUAUUUAUUUUUUGUUUGGUAUUCACUUUUCAUCACUGUAAAUUUAUGUAUAACGAAGUUAAGUGAUUACUCAGAACUCAAAUUAGGAUAUUUAUUGUCAGUUUCUAUUUUAUAAUUGUGAGAGGCAAUAGGGAUCACAACAUCUAAUCUCUACCUUAUCUAUUGAGCAAGCUUAUCCUUAUUAGGUAAAACGAUUUUCAAUAAAUAAUUUAAAUUGAAAAUUGUUUACCUAAAAUGAUGUUUUAUGGGACAUAAAAAUAAAUGACAUUUUUUUUUGGAGACAUGGAAAAUAAAUUUAAAACAAUAUUAAUAACUCUUUGUAUGAUGCAUUAAUAAAUAUACCAAAAAAAUAAAAACAAAUGUGACUAACAAUUGUAUUAUGAUUAAUAAUUGUACGCAAGAAAGAAGUUAUAAAUAUUAGAUCUGAUAAUCAAAAUGUUAUAGAUACACUCAGGGCCAUGUGUAUUGCAUGUAUUGUCUUUCAUUUUGAUAUGUAAAUUUUGAAAGUUUUAUCGAAUAAAUUGAUUCAGAAAAACA
Mytilus trossulus (common blue mussel) is the source of this 2371-nucleotide messenger RNA. RefSeq names its product methionine-R-sulfoxide reductase B1-A-like. The transcript is spliced from 4 exons. Lineage: Eukaryota; Metazoa; Mollusca; Bivalvia; Mytilida; Mytilidae. Gene Ontology annotation, molecular function: peptide-methionine (R)-S-oxide reductase activity; L-methionine (R)-S-oxide reductase activity. Gene Ontology annotation, biological process: protein repair. The record is from RefSeq and is a predicted model, not a curated record. Gene Ontology annotation, cellular component: nucleus.